This is a messenger RNA of Sitophilus oryzae (rice weevil), 867 nucleotides long. RefSeq names its product UPF0472 protein C16orf72 homolog. The record is from RefSeq and is a predicted model, not a curated record. Bases 144 to 860 code for a protein of 238 amino acids. The transcript is spliced from 4 exons. NCBI's taxonomy places the organism in Eukaryota, Metazoa, Arthropoda, Insecta, Coleoptera, Curculionidae.
UGCAAUCAAAUGUCAGUUUGACAAUUUCACUUUUAUUGUAGGGUUUGUUACUUUGUCUGAAAAAUGUAUUACGAAAAAAGUUGAAAAUCUUAGAAAUUCAGUGCACAAUUUAAAAAAGUUAUACUUCUAAGUACCAUCUAAAUAUGAACGGUGAGGAUGGUGAUGAUAAUUGGUUAACGGGAUGGGAGCAGCAAUGUGCGGAGAGUGUUGAAAGUGAACCCGAUUAUGAUCAACGCUUGGCAGAAGAAAAUGAAAAUUUUCAGCGUCGAGUUUGGUCCGAUUUUCAAGACUCUGCUACAGCAAUAGCACAAUUAUACAGAGAUCGGUAUACUGGAGAGCCACCAACAAUAUGGUUACAAUUUCAAACAGCUGCUGGGACAGUAACAAAGCUUUAUAAAGAAUCUUGUGAGAGCUUUAAAAAAGUCACUGAAUUAGCUAAGCAAAGUGGAUAUCAAAAAAGAAAUAGCGAAUUAUUAAAUUGGGCAAAAAGGAAAAGACGUUUAAUUAGGCGAGAAGAUCUUUUGGCUUAUUUAGCUGGAAAACCAUUACCACCUCGACAGGCUCAUCAUCAUCACGGGCAUCAUAGGUUAUCUCCAAGAUCUUGCAAUGUAUCUCCACCUCCUCAUCACAGAGAUUCUUCCAACAGCACCCCACAUUUAAUUGACCCGAAUUUACAUAUGUUUAGAGAAGCUUUAACAAAUACUAGAAGUGGAACACUUAGGAACUCAUCUCAAGGUGAUCCAGACUUAUGUUCGUUUAUAGCAGGCGAAAUGGCUAGACACGGAGCUAAAAGAUCUGCUUCACCCAAUGAUGUAACUAUGGGUAGUCCCACUCACCAGAAAAGACCACGCUAUAUGUGAUUAAGUG